Messenger RNA from Drosophila bipectinata, 1186 nucleotides. RefSeq lists its product as uncharacterized. The record is from RefSeq and is a predicted model, not a curated record. Lineage: Eukaryota; Metazoa; Arthropoda; Insecta; Diptera; Drosophilidae.
CGCCUUCAAGCCGAAAACAUCGUGAACAAAACCCGAUAAAAAAGCCGCGCGAACGUGAAGUGCAAGAAAGGAUUACAGUUUAAUAUCCUUUAUAUGCCAUUGCGUAUACUUGAUAUUUGGAAUAUAGACCUCAGUCGGAUACAACCGAAAAUUAAAUUCUAAACAAAAGUGAAGAUGUCCAGCAUGUUCCAUGGAGUCGGUUUUCUGGGCCUGUCACUGCUCUUGACGCUGAUCAGUUUGGACGGGAUUCGGGCGGUGGGCUAUCAUUAUGAUCGUCCUACGAGACCCACGUCUCCUUCUGGACCCGGACCUAAUAUUUAUUCAGGUCACCAGUUCAGUGCCCUGCCCACAAUACAUCCGCUGCCACCGAUUCCGGCACUGCCACCACUUCCCACUGCCCGGGUUCCCUUACCCCGGAGUCGCCCCACUGCCCCAGCCACCAGUAUUAUAAGCCAGUACCGGCAACCGGCAGCUCCUGUGGUUUCCACAUAUAUUCCACCCUCGGUGGUGUCUCCCAUCGCAUCGAUUAGUUUCCAUGGCACGCCCACUUUGAAGCCGGUUUACGGCCCACCGCCUCCGCCAAUUCCCACUGCGGUCACCCCCAUUGUGGUGGCACCCACAGGACCCGCCCCGCUGCCCGAGGGCGGAAAUCUACGUAUACCCUUUGGAAAGCAGGCGCUGAUCUCGCCCGGAGAGUCCUACAUUGCCAACGGCAGGCAGCUGAAGCAGUACGCCGUCAUUGAGAUCAUCGACAACGACAUUGACGAGACCCCAGGUCCCUUCCUGUCGGGCAGCAGCUUCUUUGACCGAUAUGGAGCCCAUGUGGGUGCUCCGACAGCCAAUGGCAUCCAGCUAGAUUCCCGGGCUAAUGCCCUGCUUCUUGAACAACAGCAACUGGCCAUCCAGCCGAGAGCGGGAGCUCAGCCAGCAGCCGGAGGAGAUGCCAUUGCCCUGGGCUCCGGAGGGCUGGGCUUUGUGCGACUGCCCAACGGAAAUGUCUACCUCGGAUCAGGCUCCUUGGGCUACAUCAGUGGGCAGCAGAGGGUGGCCUCAGUUCUGGAUGCCCGCACUCGGUCAGAGUCCACCUCGGAUGCCCUGCACUUUGGUCAUGGUCCUUUGGGUGGAGCGGACAACUUUUUGAGAUUUUAGUAGAAGGGCAUCCAGCCCCUUUCCUUAUCUACACACA